This is a messenger RNA of Medicago truncatula (barrel medic), 1966 nucleotides long. Its product is annotated as hydroquinone glucosyltransferase. Bases 53 to 1489 code for a protein of 478 amino acids. The transcript has 2 exons. Gene Ontology annotation, molecular function: UDP-glycosyltransferase activity. Lineage: Eukaryota; Viridiplantae; Streptophyta; Magnoliopsida; Fabales; Fabaceae. The record is from RefSeq and is a predicted model, not a curated record.
UCAUUGAUUCAUUAUUGUGUGAGUUUGCUAAUGUUAUACUAGUUUGGUUUCUAUGGAAGCAAAAACUCACAUAGCCCUUGUUACUAUCCCUGUCUUUAGCCAUCAAGUUUCAUUGCUUGAGUUUGCUAAACGACUUAAUCAUCUCUACAAAAACUCAUUCCAAGUCACAUGCAUCAUUCCCACAAUUAGUGAUUCUCCAUCCAUAUCAUCCAAACACUACUUUGAUGACCUCCCUUCUAACAUACAAUGCAUUUUUCUUCCUCCAAUCAACUUUGAGGAUCUAAGGAGUGAAUCACUUGUGCUUGAAUCUCAAGUUCAAAUCGCGGUUACUCGAUCUAUGCCAUUAGUGUGUGAAACCUUAAGGUCAAUAAGUUCUAGCUCUAAUGUGGUUGCUCUAAUUGUUGAUUCAUUUGUACAUGAAGCACAUGAAUUUGCUAAGGAAUUAAACAUCUUAUCCUACAUUUACUUUCCUUGUUCGGCUAUGGUAUUAUCAAUGUGCCUAUACUCCUCAAAGCUUGACGAAACAAUUACUUGUGAGUACAAAGAUCAUCCCCAACCAAUAGAGAUUCCAGGUUGCAUGUCUGUUCAAGGCACAGAUCUCCCAGACAGUCUUCAAAACAGGUCCAGUUUAGCAUACAAGUUAUUUCUUCACCGCUCCCAACAACUUCGUCAAGCUGAUGGCAUCAUAAUCAAUAGCUUUCAUGAAAUGGAAUCAAAAGCAUUGAAAGCAAUAUCCCUUAUCUCUCCAAAAAAUCUAUAUGGUACCACCUUUGAUGUGUAUCCAGUUGGGCCCAUCAUACAAACAAGGCCAAAUAUUAAAAAACAUGCAUGUGAGUGUUGGUUAGAUAAUCAACAACCUAAGUCAGUUCUUUACAUUUCUUUUGGAAGUGGGGGCACACUUUCACAAGACCAAAUUAAUGAGCUUGCCUUGGGAUUGGAACUUAGCAACCAUAAAUUUUUAUGGGUUAAUGUCAGACCACCAAAUAAUAAAGCAACUGCUAGUUAUCUAAGCAAUGAAGAAAUGGACCCUUUACAUUUUUUACCUUUAGGAUUUUUACAAAGAACCAAAGGACAAGGUUUUGUUAUGUGUGGUUGGGCACCACAAGUUGAAGUCCUUAAACACAAAGCAAUUGGUGCAUUUUUAACUCAUUGUGGUUGGAAUUCAAUUUUGGAGAGUAUUGUUCAUGGUGUCCCAAUGAUAGCUUGGCCAUUAUUUGCUGAACAAAGAAGCAAUGCUGCAUUGGUAACUAAUGGCCUCAAGAUUGCUAUGAGGACAAAGUAUAAUAGCAAAGGCAUAGUGGUAAAGGAAGAAGUGGCUAAUAUUAUAAAGGGUAUCAUGGAGGGUUUGGAGAGUGGAGAAAUUCGAAGAAGAAUGAAAGAACUACAAAAGUUUGCUAAUUGUGCUAUUAUGGAAAAUGGGUCAUCCAUGAAGACCUUUUCUCUGUUGGCACUUAAAUGGAAGAGCUUGAGCAGGCCCAUAGAAGAUUGAUGGAUAGAGAAUUGCUCUUCUCACUUUUGAUUUUUCUUAUUCCCUUAAUUCAAUAUGAGUUAACUUACGCUUGACAUUUUUUCAACGUGAGUUAACUCACGCUGGCAAUUUUAAAAUCGGUUGAACCAACUUAAAAAAUAAUUGAAUCGGUCUUAAAAAUGUCAGCGUGAGUUAACUCACGCUGAAAAAUGCCAGGCGUGAGUUAACUCACACUAAAUUAAAGGAAUGAGCAAAAUCAAAAGCGAGAAGAGCAAUUUUCUGAUAGAUAUGGGCAAGUUUUGAAAAAUUUGGAAAAGCCCAUAGAUGAAUGAUGGAGAAUCAUAAUGUGGUCCAAAUAAGUUUUGGUCAUUAGACAAUGUUUUAAUCUUAAUUAUUUGUAUGUUUCACGAUGUUUAAUAACUUUUUUCUUACAUAAUUUUCAAUCGAAUGUAUAAUGGUCAUGUUCAGCCAAAAAUAAAAAUUGUCUUAUGUAGCAUA